CGCGAUUCGUUCCUUGAUCCGGAAGAAGAGAGCAAUAUCACUUGCGAUUGGGUCGUCCUAGGAGGGCGGAGCUCCCGCGAGCCAGUCACGUUGGCGACCGGACGUGACGACAGCGGAAGGCUCUCUCCGCUCGAAGCUCGGUGGGCGGGGUCGGCAGAGCUAAGCGGGCGGCAGUCUUCUCCCCUGAGUCAGCCUUGCUGGGGGCGGCGCCAUGAGGGGCACGCCUCUCGCGCCCGCUCCGGCUGGCUCGGGAGCGCUGUCAGCGGCUCGGGGGGGCGGAGCCUAGGGCAGACUCGCAGCGCCGAGCGCGCGCCGUCACCGCCGGGAGUCUUCCGGCUUCUGGGUGGAUUCGCAUCCUCUCAAGAGGCUGUGGUCGCCCUCCGUUUCUCGUGGAACCCUCUCUGCCAGGCAACUUCUUGAGCCCAACAUUCUCGCUCUAGUUCUCGCCCUUCCGAGAACCUCGGCCCCACACGCCCCCAUUUCCCUGGAUGCGCUGCCCCCUCCCACCCCUCAAAAAUGUCCAAUAAUCUCCGGAGGGUCGUGCUCAAACCCGCUGAGGAGAAUUCAGGCAACGCCUCACAUUGUGUUUCAGGCUGCAUGUACCAAGUAGUUCAGACGAUUGGCUUGGAUGGAAAAAAUCUUCUGCAGUUACUUCCAAUUCCUAAUUCUUCUGGAAAUUCUAUACCACUAGUUCAAUCUUCAGUCAUGUCUGAUGGUUUAAAGGGGAACACAGGAAAACCAGUUCAAGUUACUUUUCAGACUCAGAUUUCCAGCUCUUCCAAAAGUGCAUCAGUUCAAUUGCCCAUUUUUCAGCCAGCCAGUUCUUCAAACUAUUUUCUUACAAGAAAAGUAGAUACAGCAGAAAAAGGUAGAGUUACUACUGUGAGAACUGAAAGUUUUACUUCAUCAGCUUCUAAAGUUAAGAGACAUGGUAUAAAAAUGGAUGGACUUACCAUGCAAACAUUUGCUGUUCCUCCGUCCUCAACACAAAGUGGUUCAUCUUACAUUGUAGUCAAUACCCAGAGUCUUCCAGUGACUGUGAAAUCUCCAAUUUUGCCUUCUGGGCAUCAUUUACAGAUUCCAGCCCAUGCUGAAGUGAAAUCUGUACCAGCAUCAUCAUUGCCUCCUUCAGUUCAACAAAAGAUACUUGCAAGUGCAACCACAAGUACCUCGGGAGCAAUGGAGGCCUCCCAAAUACCAACUGUUAUUUAUGUAUCGCCUGUCAAUACAGUGAAAAAUGUAGUUACCAAGACUUUUCAGAAUAUUUACCCAAAACCUGUUACAGAAAUAGCAAAGCCAGUGAUACUAAAUACCACACCAGUUCCAACGAAUGUUGCUACAGAGACGCAGUUAAAAGGUGGUCAGCAUUCUCAAGCUGCUCCAGUGAAAUGGAUUUUUCAAGAAAAUCUACAGCCUUAUACUCCAGCUCUUACUCCUGUUAAAUCUUCAAAUAAUGUGGCUUCAAAGAUUCUAAAAACUUUUGUAGACAGGAAAAGUUUGAAUGAUACUAUAAAUAUGCCACCAUUGAGUACCUUCAGUCCUAGUGGGACACAAUCCAUAAGUAUGCCUAUUAAAGAUAAUGCUUUGGUUAUGUUUAAUGGGAAAGUCUAUCUAUUGGCUAAGAAGGGUACAGAUGUUCUGCCAUCACAGAUUGACCAACAGAAUUCUAUUUCUCCUGAUAUUCCACUAAGAAAAGAUGUAUCACGGGUAGUGAGUUCAAGUCCAGUAACAGAAAUAUCCAGAGAGGUUUUAAAUAUUAUUCUGGCUAAAAGUAAAUCUUGCCAGAUGGAGACAAAAUCAUUUUCAAAUACCUACCUUGCUUCCUUGGCCAAUCUAAGGGCAGAGAAGAAUAAAAAUAUGGAGAAAUCAUCUCUCUCUACCACAGAGCCACAUAGUAUGAAUCAAUCCAGUAACUACCUAAAACAGAGUAAGACUUUAUUCACAAAGCCAGUCUUUCCAGAUGGACUUAGUACAGGACAAAAUGCCCCCAGAAAAGGAAAUACCAUCCAGUGCAUAGAGAAAAUAAGUUCCUCUGUUGAUGCAACAACUGUUACUUCACAACAGUGUGUGUUCAGAGACCAAGAACCAAAGAUCCAGAAUGAGAUGGCAUCGACAUUAGAAAAAGGUACUCAAGAAAGAAAUGAAAAGAAGGAUCCUCAAGGAAGAAGUAAGGCAUCUUAUCUGAAGAGUGAUGCUGAAUUUAAAAAGAUAUUUGGUCUCACCAAAGAUUUGAGAGUACGCCUUACUCGAAUUCCUGACCAUUUGGGUUGUGGAGAAAGUUUUGAUUCCUUUAGCAGUUUAGUGAAGAGUAGUACUUUGAAAGAGACAGAGCUUAUGGUGAAAGAAGAAAGAAAACAGAGUUUUGAUAAGAAAAGGAAAGCGAAAACCCCUAAGAAGAUGGAUCGCACAAAGAGAAGAAAAACUAAGAAUGCUAGUACCACAGUUAUCAAUGGGGGAACCAGUGCCACCAGUUCCCAGUUCAGUAUUUUAUCAGCUUCAGAUGUAUCACAGCAUAGCAUUGUCACAAGCCACAGCAAAACCAGAGAAGAAAAGAAAACUGAGACAGAGCACUGUACCCACGAGAAGCAGGAGAAAGUUGCAUUGCAUUCCAAUGCAGUUUUUGAACAAGGUCAUUCCUUUAAUAAAAAUUAUACUGAAGAUAUUUUCCCAGCGACACCACCAGAAUUAGAAGAAACCAUUCGAGAUGAAAAAAUAAGAAGACUUAAGCAGGUGCUGAAAGAGAAAGAAGCAGCUCUUGACGAAAUGCGUAAAAAGAUGCAACAAAAAUAAAAUGUCCUAUACUUAAAGACUUCAGUGAAAUAACUGUUUUUUUUUUUUUUAAGAUGCUAUUGGCUGAAAUACAGUAGUCCCUCCAUAUUCACAGGGAAUAUGUUCCAAGACCCCCAGUGGAUGACUGAAACUAUGGAUAGUAUUGAAUCCUAUAUAUACAAUCACUGGGGUCCCAUCACAGUUAACCUGAUAGCUGAGAUGGCUGCUGUGUGACUCAUGGGUGGAAACUGUAUAUCGUGUUGAUAUGCUGGACUAGGGGAGAUUUUUCAUCACACUAAGGAUAGCUUGCAAUUUAAAUUUAUGAACUGUUUGUUUUUAACUUUUUGGACCAUGGUUAACCAUGAGUAACAAACUGCAGAGAGUGCAGGGGGGGCUACUGUAAGUAACUUUUAGAUGCAUUCCAAAAGUAUCUUUGAAUAUGAAAUUUUUUUCUUCAUCAGAUUAUAACAUUGUAUUUAAGGAAUACAGAAAAGGGUGAUUCACAUAUGACUUGUGAAUAAUCUACAUGAGGUAUCUGAACCUUUGUCCUAGAUACCUUUUUUUGGAAGGAAAAGUUUUAUAUUUUUCUAUUAUUUUAACUUGAAUUUCCCAGGUUUAAAUAUUUGUGCAAGGUUUUUUGUUGUAUCUUUAGCUAAAUUGCUCAGGUGUUACUACAACAAUAAAUAAUUAGUGAAAUUCCACAACCCAAAAAAGAAAAUUGGUUCUAAACUUGACUUUCCUAAUGAGUUUGUAUAUGCACUUGCUUGAUCUCUUUACCCAUAAAAUGUUACCUUCUGCUUGCCGUUGUUGUUGCUAUUUUUUAUUUCAUGAAAGAAAAUGCACUACAACAUUAUUUGAAUAUUUGCACAUUUCUCAACAGUGAAAGACAUUUUUGUAACUUUACGAGGUAAUUUUAUAUAAUCCAAAUAGAACAUAUAUGGAAUUCAGGCUAUUUGAUAUAUUGUUUACUUAAUGUGAUCUUAGGCAAAUGCUGCUGCUGUUGCUCCUGCUUUGAAGUAAGUGUACAUUUUAAUAACAUUUAAUAACAAAAUGCAGACCUGAUCAGUGUUCACAUUUAAUACCUUUUAAAUUGUAAAGCAUUUUUUUAAUUGAGAGACAUUUUUCUGUCUGAUUAAUUUUUGAUUUGGGAGAGUUGGGAGUGGUAUGGGGAUAAGGAUUAAGAAUGCGGAGGAGGAAAAGAUUAUAAGAGGGUGAUUAACAUCCCUGGAGGCUUAAAAAAAAAGUGCACAGUGCAACAAAAAAAGAGUAAAUCACAAAAUAUUGAAAAGGAGUGAAACAAAUGUAACAGAUUUAUUAAGAUUCAAUUCAACAUAAGAUAAAAUGCACCCUCUACGAGUGGUUUACAAGCAUCAGCACUCUUAAUUUCAGACCAUUUUCACCAACCUCCAAACUCCAUACUCAUUAGCGGGUGUUCUCCAUUCCCUAAUUUCCACCCUAGGAAACCAUUGAUAUAUUUUUCUAUCCAUAGUGUUGCCUGUUGUUAACAUUUCAUCUAUGUGAAGCCAUAGAGUAUUAUUUCUUUUGUGAUUGGUUUAUUUCAUUUAGCCAGAUGGUUCCAAAGUUUAUCCGUGUGGCAGCAUGUGUCAUUAUCUGUUGCUGACUAAUAUUUCACUAUAUGGAUAUACAGUCAUCUUUCCUUAUCCUUAAGGGAUUGGUUUUGGAACCCAAAGGAUCCCAAAAUGGUCAGAGGUUCAGAUCCCAAAAAUAAAGUGUCAUAAUAUUUGUGUAUAGCCUAUACACAUCAUAUUGUGUAUGUUAACUCAUUCCUCAUGUACUUAGUACAAUGAAAAUGCUGUAUAGAUAGUUGUUUAUUGUGUUCACAAUAUUGAAAAAAGCCUGUACAUGUUCAUUACAAUGCAAAUUGUUUUUUAGUAUUUUCAAUUGUGUUUGUAGACUCCACAAAUGUGAAACCCACAAAUACACAUUGCCGACUUACUACACCUUAUUUAUUCAUUCAUCUCUUAGGGACAUUUUGGUGAUUGACACUUUGGGCUGCUAAAAUAAUGUUGCUAUUAAUGUUAUGUGGACAUUUGUUUUCAUUUUUCUGGAGUAUACAUCUAGGAGUUUAAUUACUAGAUCCUACAGUAACUCUGGAUUAAUAUUUUGAGGGACUGCCAAACUAUUCCUGUGAGGUUUUGUUGUCCCUACUCCAGUAAAACAUCUUGCCAAGGAUAUCAGUGAUGUCUGUUUUUCCAGAUCUGGUGAUAAACUGUCAGUCUUAUCAGCAGAAUGUAAUUUAAUGAAUCAUUACUUCCUUUGAAAAAUAUUUAGAAGUAGUGUGCACAUGUUGUGAAAAAAUCAGAAAAUACUGCAAUCCAAAAUACUAAAAAUUAGAACUUCACACUCCCAUCCAUCCAGAGUUCACCACUGAUAGUACCUUAAUGUAGAUCCUUUUUAUCUUCCUUUGUGCUCCGUGUAUAUGAUUGGUGGUUUUGUAACUAGGGUUCUUAUGCAUACUAUCCUGAAUCAUUUCUUAAAAAAAGUUUUUAAGGUGAACAAAUUUCAUGUAUUUCAUACAUACAGAGUUAGGAACAUAGUGAUACUUACCACCCUGCGCUCCCUCCCACAUGCUCCCAGCCUCUCCUCCUCCCUCUCUUACUCCCUCUUCAGUUUUUUCAGUGAUUUGCUUUCAGAUUGCUUUAUACUCAUAAGAUUAACCCUACAAUAAGUAAAUAGUUUAACAAAUAGAAGAAAUAACAACACUGUUCCUCAAUGGUAGAGUACCAAAAAAUGUAACCCAUAGGAGUGAAAUUGCUAUUUUGAGAUUCAAUGAUUGCUUGCAGCUCUUUACUGUUGAAUAUCCUGCUUUUGAAGUUAACAGUCUUUAGCUUUUCCUUUCAGUAAGUUUUCAACUCUUUACUACUCAAGCCAGAUUCACCCAGGAUAUCUUUUAUAGCUGGUUUUGGCAAAGCAGUUACUAAAUGUAUUUUAUCUAGCUAUUAGAGCCUGUAGAGCUCUUUUAAUGCAGUACACGUUUUAAAAAAUGGUAUUUAUUUAAAAGACCAGUCUCUUAACCUGACACUUUUAUCCUUGGUAGUUUUUGCUUAGAGAAGACCAUGUUUCUCCUGCCUCACUUGGUAAUUCCUUCUCUUCUCCCCAAUCAAUGUUUUUUAAGUACCCCAAGUCUUAGUCCUUGGUUUGCUUCUCUGCUUAUACUGACUUUCUUGGUAAUCUCAUCCAGUUUCAUGGCUUUAGACACUAUAUGCUGACAACUCAUGAAUUUUUAUGUUUACUCCCAAACCCUCUCUCUUGAAUUCAAACUUGUAUAGCUAAUUGUAUAUUUAGUAUCUCUAUUAGAUGUCCAAAGAAACAUGUGAAACUUAUGUCCAAAAGUGAAAUUGUUCUCUUUUCCUGGACCAGUUUCACACAGUAUUCCUCAUUUGAGCUGAUGACAGCUCCAUCCUACCAGCUGGUCAGGCCAAACAUCUUGUUCUACUUGACUCCUUUCUUUGAAGCCCCAUACCCAAUAAAAUUCAAUUAGUCACAGUUUCAAAAUAACCCAAACUAACCACUUUUCAUCUCCAGUUCUACCUUUAACCCUGAACUGGGUAGUUAGCCUCAUUAAGGGUCUCUCCCCUACCUUUGUACGUCUUUGGCCUAUUCUCAGCACGAUAGCCAAUGAUGAGGCCUAGGAGAUUCCUCAUUAUCCUCUGUUAAGGAAUAGAUAGCCAAGGUGACCAAGCAAGUACAUUUCUUUGGUUCGUAAUAUGCUAGUAAUGUCUGAUACACUCCUUCAGUUUCUGUCCAGAUCAUAAGGUGGAAUGCUGCCCCCCCCCCAAAAAAUAAUGGUUGAGGAAAAAUUAAAAGAAAAUCGAGCAUUAAAUAUGCAAAAGGGCAGGCCUGCACUGUGGCUCAAUAGGCUAAUCCUCCGCCUGUGGUGCCGGCACCCCGGGUUCUAGUCCCUGUCGGGGCACUGGAUUCUGUCCCGGUUGCCCCUCCUCCAGGCCAGCUCUCUGCUGUGGCCCGGGAAUGCAGAGGAGGAUGGCCCAGGUCCUUGGGCCCUGCACCUGCAUAGGAGACCAGGAGAAGCACCUGGCUCCUGGCUUUGGAUCAGCGUGGUGCGCUGGAUGCAGCAUGCCAGCCACAGCGGCCACUGGGGGGGCGAACCAACGGCAAAGGAAGACCUUUGUCUGUCUCUCUCUCUGUCCACUCUGCCUGUCCAAAAAAAAAAAAAAAAAAAAAAUGCAAAA
Oryctolagus cuniculus (rabbit) is the source of this 6980-nucleotide messenger RNA. RefSeq names its product ligand dependent nuclear receptor interacting factor 1 (gene LRIF1). Gene Ontology annotation, molecular function: nuclear retinoic acid receptor binding. The record is from RefSeq and is a predicted model, not a curated record. Lineage: Eukaryota; Metazoa; Chordata; Mammalia; Lagomorpha; Leporidae. Gene Ontology annotation, biological process: regulation of DNA-templated transcription.